Molecule: messenger RNA, 1720 nt
Organism: Drosophila willistoni
Lineage: Eukaryota; Metazoa; Arthropoda; Insecta; Diptera; Drosophilidae
Product: probable cytochrome P450 4ac1
Exons: 4
Coding region: 15-1568 (517 amino acids)
Molecular function (GO): iron ion binding; heme binding; oxidoreductase activity, acting on paired donors, with incorporation or reduction of molecular oxygen
Source: RefSeq, a predicted model, not a curated record
GUGACUAUAUUCGCAUGAUGUUUAUUAUAUGCCUGGCGACGGUUGUGCUAUUGAUAGCUGUGUGGCGGCUAUUGGAGAUUCUUAAUCGAAAAUAUUACAUUCUCUGCCUCUGUAAACGUGUACGCCCAGUCGACGGUAGCCCUUUGGAAAGUAAAACGGUGGUCAUACCGGGCACAACACCUUUUGGAAACAAUUUCGAUAUACUUCAGAAUACACCGUCGGGUGUAUUUAACUAUGUACGGAAUGCAUCGGCACGGGCACAGCUUAAGGGAAUGAAUUAUUUCUUUUACUUUUUAAUGGCUCCCAUGUACAAUGUGAUAAGAGCCGAGGAGGCUGAGGAAAUAUUUCAGAGUCCAAAACUGAUAACAAAGAAUGUUAUAUACGAGUUGCUUCGGCCUUUUUUGGGCGAGGGUUUGCUGAUUAGUACAGAUCAAAAAUGGCAUUCAAGACGCAAAGCAUUGACACCGGCUUUUCAUUUCAAUGUUUUGCAAUCGUUCCUGAUAAUAUUCAAAGAGGAGUGUAUGAAACUUGUCGACAUACUCAAUGAAAAGAUUGACACGGAAUUAGAGCUAAAUCAGAUUAUUCCUAGUUUUACCCUGAACAACAUUUGUGAGACUGCUUUAGGAGUCAAUCUAGAUGAUCUGGCUGAGGGUAAACAAUAUCGUGAUGCAAUUCAUGCUCUGGAAUCGGUUAUGGUUCAGCGUCUGUGCAAUCCAUUAUUUUAUUUUUGGUUGUAUUUUUAUCUUUUCGGCGAAUAUGGGAAACAUGUUAAAAAUUUGAAAAUAGCCGAUGAUUUUUCGCAGAACAUCAUCAAGCGUAGGCGUCAGGAGUUUAAGCAACAACAACGUCACGGAUCAGAUGACUAUGGUCGAAAGAAGCGUUACGCAAUGUUGGACACGUUGUUGGCGGCCGAGGAGGAUGGACAAAUCGAUCAUCAGGGCAUUUGUGAUGAGGUCAAUACGUUUAUGUUUGAGGGCUAUGAUACCACAUCUACUUGCCUGAUCUUUACCCUUCUCAUGCUGUCCCUUCACGAGGAUGUACAAGAGCGUUGCUUUGAGGAAUUACAACAAUUGGCAGGAGACGAUAUCGAUGAUCAUAGUGUCUUUGACUUCAAUGAGUUGAUCUACUUGGAAUGCGUCAUCAAAGAGUCGUUACGCAUGUUUCCAUCCGUACCCUUCAUCGGUCGCCUAUGCACUGAGGAGACUGUGGUCAAUGGUUUUAUAAUGCCCAAGGAUACACAAAUAAAUAUACAUAUCUAUGAUAUUAUGCGUGAUCCACGACAUUUUCCCCAACCAAAUGAAUAUCGGCCCGAAAGAUUCCUGCCCGAGAACACAGUAAAUCGUCAUCCCUUCGCCUUUGUGCCCUUUAGUGCCGGGCAAAGGAAUUGCAUUGGCCAAAAGUUUGCCAUAUUGGAGAUAAAAGUACUUUUGGCAUCGAUCCUUAAAAACUUCCGCAUUUUGCCAGUAACUCGCUUUGAGGAUAUCAUAUUCGAAUAUGGAAUAGUCUUGAGAACUCAACAAAAUGUUAAAGUCAAAUUUAUCAGCAGGACUGGAAACACGGAAAAGUAAAUUUAUCUGUAGUAAUUUUUAUCUAAACACAGAAAAAUAUUGAAAAUGCUGCAAUUUUAAGUUAAACGUCUCACAAUUUAGUUAAAUGUUUCACAAUUUUGGAAUAAAAUGUAAUCAUUAAUUCAAAUAAAAGAAAAGAAAUCCAUGGCUUA